Messenger RNA from Culex quinquefasciatus (southern house mosquito), 891 nucleotides. Its product is annotated as solute carrier family 35 member E1 homolog. Lineage: Eukaryota; Metazoa; Arthropoda; Insecta; Diptera; Culicidae. The transcript is spliced from 2 exons. The coding region runs from base 433 to 891 and encodes 152 amino acids. The record is from RefSeq and is a predicted model, not a curated record.
AAAGGCAAUCAGUCGGUCUGAGUUUGCCAACCAAAGCAAGUGCUUUUUAUAUAGUGUGUCGGUCGGUCGUAUAUGUGGAUAUAGAGCUGAACCCCGUGCGUUUGUUUUACUUCUGUUGUAAAACUUUAAUGUGUUGUCGUCUCGUCGCGUCCUCGUCGCCGUCUUGGUCUUCGCCGUGUGGUCAGGAAAGUGAAAAAUGUAAACGUCAAUAGAUUCAGUGGAUCGCGAUGAGUGCAAAAAGUAGGCUUAGAUUUUUGACCAUUUUGUGCGACGACGACGGCUGCUGGAACUGUCAUUAGAGCGGAGUGUUUAUGUUUACGUAUCGUUGAGUGGAUAAGAGCUUCGUUUAAAGUCCACGUCCCCAAAAAAAGGGGUUUUCGCGCGGGGUGCGACCUCUUGGGUUAGGAGGAAUUCGCGUUCAAGGCCGCAGAAAUGGCGGACCGGACGGCAACCCGCCAGAUGUUGACCAUCGGGUUCCUGUGCGUCCUGUGGUACAUCGUGUCCAGCAGUAACAACGUCAUCGGAAAGUGGAUCCUGAGCGAGUUCCCGUACCCGAUGACGGUGACCAUGGUCCAGCUGACCAGCAUCACGCUGUACAGUGGGCCGUUCUUCAACCUGUGGGGCGUCCGGAAGUACGUGGACAUCUCGUGGCGGUACUACUUUAAGUUUAUCGUCCCGCUGGCGCUGGGGAAGUUCCUGGCCUCGGUCACCUCUCACAUUUCGAUCUGGAAGGUGCCCGUCUCGUACGCGCAUACGGUCGAGCGUGUCCAGCGUGGUGUGGCGCGAGGUGCAACUCUGCGAAAAACUGGUUACGUCGACGACGGUUACGCGAAAGACCCGAAAACUAUCGGCGGGCUGCGUAACCCAACGACGACCGUUGGGGGUACAUAA